CGCUCCGAGGCGGGGGCGGCAGCAGUAGCGGCGGUGGUCUGUGCCUAAUACUCGGCUGCUGUCGAGCACGCAUUGGGUGCCGUUUUGGCCGCAGCUGUUCUCGCCGUCUCCUUUUCCGUCACGAUGGCGGGGAUCGACAAGCUUCCCAUUGAGGAGACGCUGGAGGACAGCCCGCAGACAAGGUCCUUGCUGGGUGUAUUUGAAGAAGAUGCUGCUGCCAUUUCCAACUACAUGAACCAGUUAUAUCAAGCCAUGCACCGAAUUUAUGAUGCUCAGAAUGAAUUAAGUGCAGCAACAUAUCUGACUUCAAAACUUCUAAAAGAAUAUGAAAAACAGCGUUUUCCACUAGGGGGAGAUGAUGAAGUUAUGAACUCUACUCUGCAGCAGUUUGCAAAAGUAAUUGAUGAGCUCAGCUCUUGUCAUGCAGUACUUUCAACUCAGCUUGCUGAUGCUAUGAUGUUCCCCAUAUCCCAAUUUAAAGAACGGGAUCUAAAAGAAAUAUUAACUUUAAAAGAAGUGUUCCAGUUGGCUAGUCAGGAUCAUGACACUGCAAUUAAUAGAUACAGCCGCCUCUCAAAGAAAAGAGAAAAUGAAAAGGUGAAGCAUGAAGUUAUAGAAGAUGUGUAUACCUCCAGGAAAAAACAGCACCAGACCAUGAUGCAUUACUUCUGUGCAUUAAAUACUCUUCAGUACAAGAAAAAAAUAGCUAUAUUAGAACCUUUGCUUGGAUAUAUGCAGGCUCAGAUAAGUUUCUUUAAAAUUGGUUCAGAAAAUCUCAAUGAGCAGCUUGAAGAGUUUCUAACAAAUAUUGGAACAAGUGUACAAAACGUUCGUAGAGAAAUGGACUGUGAAGUAGAGACUAUGCAACAGACAAUAGAGGAUUUGGAAGUAGCCAGUGACCCAUUAUAUAUGCCCGACCCUGACAUCGCAAAAUUUCCUGUCCAUCGGAACUUAACUCGAAAGGCUGGUUAUCUUAAUACUAGAAAUAAGACCGGCUUGGUAUCUUCUACCUGGGAUAGGCAAUUUUACUUUACUCAAGGUGGAAAUUUGAUGAGUCAGGCCCGAGGCGAUGUAGCAGGAGGACUUGCCAUGGAUAUAGACAACUGUUCAGUAAUGGCUCUGGACUGUGAAGACAGGCGAUACUGUUUUCAGAUCACUUCUUUUGAUGGAAAGAAACAGGCUGGAGCUGGAAGAUGGCAGGAGCAUUGGCAAGCAGAGCAUAGGCAAGAAGAGGCAGUGUUUCAGGGGGACUGUGCAGUGAUGACUCUUCUCUCAUCAUCACCCAGCAUCCUGACCAAAAAGUCUUCAAUUUUACAAGCAGAGAGCAAAAAAGACUAUGAAGAGUGGAUUUGUACAAUAAACAAUAUCUCCAAGCAGAUAUAUUUAACUGAAAAUCCAGAGGAAAUUGCUGCAAGAGUUAACCAGUCAGCUCUGGAGGCCGUCACCCCCUCUCCCUCCUUCCAACAGAGGCAUGAAAACUUGAGACCGAUAAUACAAAACCAACCACCCACAGCUCGCACUGGUAGUUCAGGAUCUCUGGGCUCGGAGUCAGCAAUUUUAACGGCCCUCUCUUUGGAUUCUCUUGUUGCUCCUGAUACUCCUAUCCAAUUUGACAUAAUUUCUCCAGUUAGUGAAGACAUACCUGACCAGGGUAAAACUUCUGGACACUCAGGCAGACGUACAAAUCCAUUUGGAGAAACUGGAAAAGGCUCCAAAUCCAAAACUGAAGAUUCCAUUCUUCAUCAGUUAUUUAUUGUCAGAUUUCUUGGCUCUAUGGAGGUAAAAUCAGAUGAAAAUCCAGAUGUUGUCUAUGAAACAAUGCGCCAAAUCUUAGCAGCCCGGGCUAUCCAUAACAUCUUCCGAAUGACAGAAUCCCAUUUAUUAGUAACUUGUGACUGUUUAAAGUUAAUAGAUCCACAGACUCAGGUCACAAGGCUCAGAUUUCCAUUAUCCAGCAUAGUCUUAUGUGCUACACACCAAGAAAAUAAACGCCUUUUAGGAUUUGUGCUUCGGACUUCAGGAGGAAGAAUAGAGAACCAUCCAACUUUGAUCUGUUAUAUAUUUGAGUCCAACAAUGAAGGGGAAAAGAUUUGUGACUCUGUUGGACUGGCUAAACAGAUAGCUUUGCAUGCUGAAUUGGACCGUAAAGCAUCAGAGAAACAAAAAGAAAUAGACAGAGUAAAAGAGAAACAAGAGAGAGAACUUAAUAAACAGAAACAAAUUGAAAAGGACUUAGAGGAACAGAGUCGCUUGAUAGCUGCUUCCAAUAGAACAAACCAGCCCAGUGGCGAGGGACAAUUUAUGGUUCUUAGUAGUAGCCAAUCAGAAGACAGCGAUUUGGGAGAAGAUGGUAAGAAGAGAGAGUCGGAAGCAUGAAGUUGUACAUCGUGUUUCUUUAAGUUGGACUCUACUAAGACAAUAUCUGUGGUGAAAUGGCACAAGUUAACCCAUAAUGCAAAAAUCAAGGUGGAGGCUUGGCUUCAUUGUCUAGAAGACUGAACUUGUUGACCCAGUUAUGCUUGGUUUUUUUUUUUUUUCUUUAACAGGUAUAUACUUUGCAGUUACUGUAAUAACAAGAACUAGUUCCACUUGCCAAAAAAAAAAUGUAUUCUUGGAGUAGGUGGUUACUGGCUUUUUUUAGUUUUAGUUUUUGUGUGUAUCCAUGCAGCUAGCUUUGUACACAUCAUUUAUCCAUUGGCUUCAACUGUACGCAGAAAUACCUGUCUCUCAGUUCUUGUACUCAGAGCAUUUUGCUGGGAACAAAGUUUUCUUUGGCCUGAAGUGGUUCAAAAGCUUUUUCUUUGGUCUGAGGCAGAAAAUCAGUAUGAGAUGCACUGAAAUAUUAACUUUGACAGCAGAGAAUGUGCAAUAUAACUUUAUGGGGAGAUUUACUGUUUCUGAUUGUGCUAGCUAGUUGAAGAUAAUUUCAGGGCACUUUUGUGUAUAGUUGAUGUUACUCCAUCGGUUGAUUUGUAUCCUAGAUCAGUGGGAUACACCUCUGCGUGUCAAAAUGGACACAACUGCUGUUGGCAUGAGAGUGUCACAUUUUAGAUUCUCAGGUUGGGACUUGCAUUUUUGCCCCAAGGCAACAACAGUUUAAACAAAGACUUUAAUUUGUUACAAAGUGUACCCAUUUUGUUCAAAGGUUCAAAUACACCCCCAUGUGGAAAUGUUGGUUUAUUCUAAUUUUUGGGGGUUGUGUUAAAACAGAGUGUUAGCAAAAUUGACACUGCAACCAAGCAUCUCCAUUAGUUAUGCUUCCUACCUACGCAAAAAGACCUGAAGUGUUUGGAAAGUAGUGUUUACUUGUAGCAGUAGACUGACAUUCUUCAUAUAAUUCUUCACAAGGAAUAGUUCAUCUAACCUUUUGCUUUGUAUGAUUCUGAAUCACCCAUAAAAUAUCCGUAUUGGCAAAAGCUAAUUUAAGAGAAUGUAGUUUUUUGCACUAAUUAUUAUAAAUCGUACUCGUGAUGCAAAAAAAACCCCACUAUCCUGCAGAAUUGAGAAAAACAGGUAAUAUGACAGGAAAGUAGAUAAAAAAUGGUUUUAGCUCUAGGCCAUAAAUAUAAAUUGUAGUGGUUUCCUAAGGGCCUCUU
Molecule: messenger RNA, 3596 nt
Organism: Tachyglossus aculeatus (Australian echidna)
Lineage: Eukaryota; Metazoa; Chordata; Mammalia; Monotremata; Tachyglossidae
Gene: APPL1
Product: adaptor protein, phosphotyrosine interacting with PH domain and leucine zipper 1
Exons: 23
Coding region: 124-2376 (750 amino acids)
Biological process (GO): signaling
Cellular component (GO): endosome membrane; cytoplasm
Molecular function (GO): identical protein binding
Source: RefSeq, a predicted model, not a curated record